AUGCUGCCACUGCUGCUGCCCCUGCUGUGGGCAGGGUCCCUGACUCGGUAUGACACAUUCUGGUUGAAAGUGAAGAUGUCUGUGACUGUGCAGGAGGGCCUAUGUGUUCGUGUGCUCUGCUCUUUCUCCCACCCAUGGGAUAACUGUACAUACGCUGUCCCAGCCCACGGCUACUCGUUCCAGGAAGGAGCAAAUAUAGACCGGGAUGCUCCUGUGGCCACAAACAACCCAGAUCGUGAAGUGCAGGAGGAGACUCAGGACCGAUUCCACCUCCUCGGGGACCCCCGGACCUACAGCUGCUCCCUGGACAUCAGAGAUGCCAGGAGGAGUGACUCUGGGACAUACUUCUUUAGGGUGGAGAGAGGAUCUUUUGUGAGAUAUAAUUACAGAGACCACCAGCUUUCUGUGCAUGUGAUGGCUCUGACGCAGAUACCUGACAUCCACAUCCAGGGUAUCCUAGAAUCUGGCGACCCCAAGAACAUCACCUGUACAGUGCCAUGGGCCUGUAAGAGGGGGACACCCCCCACCUUCUCAUGGAGCGGGAUGGCCCUUACCUCCUUGGACUCCAAGAAUCCCCAUUCGCCAGUGCUCACCCUCACCCCGGGGCCCCAGGACCACGGCACCAAUCUCACCUGUCGAGUAAUAUUCCCUGGAGCAGGAGUGAGCACAGAGAGGACCAUCCAGCUCAACGUGUCCUAUGCGCCACAGAACCUGACCAUCAGCGUGUUCCGGAGAGAAAGCACAGUCCCAGUGGUCCUGCACAAUACCACCUCCCUGCGAGUCCAGGAGGGCCAGUCCCUGCGCCUGGUCUGUGACACUGAUGGCAACUACCCAGCCAGGCUGAGCUGGUCCUGGGGAAGCCUGUUGCUGACCCCCUCUCAACCCUUGGAUCCUGGGGUCCUGGAGCUGCCGCGGGUGGUCUUAGAGGAUGGAGGUGAAUUCACCUGCCAAGCUCAGCACCCUGGGGGCUCCUACUACAUCUCUGUUAACUUAGUUGUGGAGGGUAUCUCCUCUUCCUUCCUCCACAUCUCUGGGGAGCAGCGGGGCACCUGGCCUCUAGCCCUCACCCUGCUCAGGGGGGCCCUAAUGGGGGCUGGCUUCCUUCUCACCUAUGGCCUCACCUGGAGCUACUACACUAGCUUGUACCAGACACCCCAAGUCUACACCCCUUUCACCUGA
This is a messenger RNA of Equus quagga, 1179 nucleotides long. Its product is annotated as sialic acid-binding Ig-like lectin 14. Gene Ontology annotation, cellular component: plasma membrane. The record is from RefSeq and is a predicted model, not a curated record. NCBI's taxonomy places the organism in Eukaryota, Metazoa, Chordata, Mammalia, Perissodactyla, Equidae. Gene Ontology annotation, molecular function: sialic acid binding. The coding region runs from base 1 to 1179 and encodes 392 amino acids. The transcript has 7 exons. Gene Ontology annotation, biological process: cell adhesion.